AUGGGAGGUUCUUUCUUCAGCUGCCUAACUCUUUCCAACCGUGAAGCUACGUUCCACUAUUCCUCGUCUUCUUCCCAUAAAUUUUCACUGUUUUUGGCCAGAUCUAUAGCCACGUACAACCUCAUUGGGGCCUCCUUAAUCACAUCGUUCCUGAUGAGAUCAUCUUCCAGUGCAUCCACGAACAAAACCGACAACUGGACCCGAAUGGUGGCAUUCUCCCUUACUUCCUCAAGGAAAUUUAUGCUUCUCUUAAUUCUGUCACCUUCUUUAUUUCUGUACCCUUCUUUAUUUCUGUCCCCUUCUUCAAUUCUGUACCCUUCUCUUAAUUCUGCCCCCUUCUUUAUUUCUGUCCCCUUCUUUAAUUCUGUCCCCUUCUUUAUUUCUGUCACCUUCUUUAAUUCUGUCCCCUUCUUUAUUUCUGUCACCUUCUUUAAUUCUGUCCCCUUCUUUAUUUCUGUCCCCUUCUUUAAUUUUGUCUUCUUUAUAUCUGUCCCCUUCUUUAAUUCUGUCCCCUUCUUUAAUUUUUCCCUUUCUUUAUUUAUGUCCCCUUCUUUAAUUCUGUCCCCUUCUUUAUUUCUGUCCCCUUCUUCAAUUCUGUCCCCUUCUCUUAAUUCUGCCCCCUUCUUUAUUUCUGUCCCCUUCUUUAAUUCUGUCCCCUUCUUUAAUUCUGUCCCCUUCUUUAUUUCUGUCCCCUUCUUUAAUUUUGUCUUCUUCUUUAUAUCUGUCCCCUUCUUUAAUUCUGUCCCCUUCUUUAAUUUUGUCCCCUUCUUUAUUUCUGUCCCCUUCUUUAUUUCUGUACCCUUCUUUAUUUCUGUCCCCUUCUUUAAUUUUAUCUCCUUCUUUAAUUCUGUCCCCUUCUUUAAUUCUGUCCCUUUCUUUAUUUAUGACCCCUUCUUUAAUUCUGUCCCCUUCUUUAUUUCUGUCCCUUUCUUUAUUUCUGUCCCCUUCUUUAUUUCUACUUCUUUUUACUUUCACUUAGUUUGUAUUCUUCUUUUCAGGCUUCUUCUUCUUUUCGCAUUCUUCUUUUUUUUUGAAUUCUUUUACUUUCUCUUUGUUUGUAUCGCAUUCUUCUUUUCAGGCUUCUUUUUAGACUUCUUUUACUUUCUCUUUGUUUGUAUCGCAUUCUUCUUUUCAGGCUUCUUUUUAGACUUCUUUUACUUUCACUUAGCUUUUUUUUUAUCGCUUUCUUCUUUUUUGUAUCGCAUUCUUUUUUCAGACUUCUUUUUACUUUCUUUCUUUUUGUUUGUAUCGCAUUCUUCUUUUCAGGCUUCUUUUAGAGGCUUCUUUUACUUUCUCUUUACUUCUUUUUUCUUUCUUUUUUUUUUGUAUCGCAUUCUUCUUUUCAGGCUUCUUUUUUCUUUUACUUCUUUUACUUUCUUGAUUGUUUGUAUCGCAUUCUUCUUUUGUUUGUAUCAAGCUUUUUUUGACUUCUUUUACUCUCUUUUUUUUUGUUCUUCUUUUUUCUUUUUUAGCUUCUUUUUUGUAUCGCAUUCUUCUUUUCAGGCUUUUUUAGAAUUCUUUUUUACUUUCUUUUGUUUGUAUCGCAUUCUUCUUUUCAGGCUUCUUUUUAGACUUCUUUUUACUUUCACUUUGCUUUCUUUUACUUUGUUUGUUGUUUGUAUUCUUCUUUUCAGGCUUCUUUUUAGAAUUCUUUUACUUUCUCUUUGUUUGUAUCGCAUUCUUCUUUUCAGGCUUCUUUUUAGAAUUCUUUUACUUUCACUUAGUUUGUAUCGCAUUCUUUUUUCAGGCUUCUUUUUAGACUUCUUUUACUUUCUCUUUGUUUGUAUCGCAUUCUUCUUUUCAGGCUUCUUUUUAGAAUUCUUUUACUUUCUCUUUGUUUGUAUCGCAUUCUUCUUUUCAGGCUUCUUUUUAGAAUUCUUUUACUUUCUCUUUGUUUGUAUCGCAUUCUUCUUUUCAGGCUUCUUUUUAGAAUUCUUUUACUUUUUAAUCUUUUUACUUUUUUACUUUCUUUUAGUUUGUAUCGCAUUCUUCUUUUCAGGCUUCUUUUUAGACUUCUUUUACUUUCUCUUUGUUUGUAUCGCAUUCUUCUUUUCAGGCUUCUUUUUAGACUUCUUUUACUUUCACUUUACUUCUUUUACUUUCACUUUUUGUUUCUUCUUUUCAUUCUUCUUUUUUGACUCAGGCUUCUUUUUUCAGGCUUCUUUUUUAGAAUUUUUUACUUUCUCUUUGUUUGUAUCGCAUUCUUUUUUCAGGCUUCUUUUUAGACUUCUUUUACUUUCUCUUUGUUUGUAUCGCAUUCUUCUUUUCAGGCUUCUUUUUAGACUUCUUUACUUUCUCUUUCUUCUUUUUCAUUUCUUAGUUUGUAUCGCAUUCUUCUUUUCAGGCUUCUUUUUAGAAUUCUUUUACUUUCACUUUGUUUGUAUCGCAUUCUUCUUUUCAGGCUUCUUUUUAGAAUUCUUUUACUUUCUCUUUGUUUGUAUCGCAUUCUUCUUUUCAGGCUUCUUUUUAGAAUUCUUUUACUUUCUCUUUGUUUGUAUCGCAUUCUUCUUUUCAGGCUUCUUUUUAGACUUCUUUUACUUUCACUUAGUUUGUAUCGCAUUCUUCUUUUCAGGCUUCUUUUUAGAAUUCUUUUACUUUCUCUUUGUUUGUAUCGCAUUCUUCUUUUCAGGCUUCUUUUUAGACUUCUUUUACUUUCUCUUUGUUUGUAUCGCAUUCUUCUUUUCAGGCUUCUUUUUAGAAUUCUUUUACUUUCUCUUUGUUUGUAUCGCAUUCUUCUUUUCAGGCUUCUUUUUAGAAUUUUUUGCUUUCUUUGUUUUACUUUCUUCUUUUCAGUUUGUUUUAGGCAUUUACUUCUUUUUGGGCUUCUUUUUUUUUAGACUUUUACUUUCUCUUUACUUCUUUUACUUUCAUUUGUUUUUUUUCGCAUUCUUCUUUUCAGGCUUCUUUUUUCUUUUUUUCAGAAUUCUUUUUUUUUCUCUUUUAUUUUUUUUUAUCGCAUUCUUUUUUUUUGGCUUCUUUUUGACUUCUUUUAACUUUCAAUUUGUUUUUUUUUAUUCGUCAUUCUUCUUUUUUUUGUUUUAG
Acanthosepion pharaonis is the source of this 3042-nucleotide messenger RNA. Lineage: Eukaryota; Metazoa; Mollusca; Cephalopoda; Sepiida; Sepiidae. The record is from the annotation of a GenBank genome assembly.